Molecule: messenger RNA, 1220 nt
Organism: Entelurus aequoreus (snake pipefish)
Lineage: Eukaryota; Metazoa; Chordata; Actinopteri; Syngnathiformes; Syngnathidae
Gene: plgrkt
Product: plasminogen receptor, C-terminal lysine transmembrane protein
Exons: 5
Coding region: 137-586 (149 amino acids)
Biological process (GO): positive regulation of plasminogen activation
Cellular component (GO): plasma membrane
Source: RefSeq, a predicted model, not a curated record
UGGAAAGUCAACAAACGGAAAUAGAAAGGGCAGCUCACCGAAAAUGACGUUUGGACGUGAAUUUUGAAGCGAUGACAUCUGUGUGACUUCUAGUCAUUAACCCAAGUAUUUGUGACACAUUUAAGGUAAACUAACAAUGGGCUUCCUGCUGUCUAAAUCCAUGGAUGCCAACCUGAAGAAGCAGCAAGAGUUUAUGCUUCACAACUCCAGGCUGCAGAUGGAGCGUCAGCUGCUGCUGCAGAAUGAGAUGAGGCAGCGUCAGAUGGCCAUGCAGGUUGCUUGGUCCAGAGAGUUCCUGACAUACUUUGGCACCUUCUUCACACUCACCUGUGCUGGACUCACACUGGGGGCCAUCAAGAGAAAGAAGGCGGCCAUGUUGGCCCCCAUCCUUCCUCUCAGCUUCAUCCUGGCCUAUCAGGUGGACAAUGCCUACGGGUCACUCAUUCAUCGAACCAGAGAGGAGGCGGAGUCUAUCAUGUCGUCAGAGCAGCAGCGUCUGCAACUUCCUCACGGGACUCCCACCUUCGACAGCAUCGAGAAGAGUCGUCGCGCCAAAAUCAGCUUCUCCUCCAUCUUGGAAAAAUGAGGCCUUUGUUCUCCUUGAAGAUGAUUGACAGCUAAGUUUUUUUAUGUUCAUAAACUAUGUGCCAAAAUGACAUUUGUGUCAUAAAGCCAAUGAAAUAGAUCGUUAACUCAAUUAUAUUGAUCAAAUAUAUCUGAUGGAAUCACUUAAAAAAAAGCACUAGAAUAAAUGCAUUCAAUAUUUUAAAUAUUUGUUUUAAUGAUUUCAUGUUCAUCUUAUUUAAUGUUUAUAUUUAACUUUGGCACAAAGACUCAUUUUGACAUGAUAUAAAUGUUGCUAAGCUGUAGUCAAGUCAAAAGAAGAAGACAAUAGUUAGUGUGUCAAUAAUGUAUCAAAUGUGGUAAUAUUAAGUAGAAUGUGCAAUGUGGGUAAGAAUAGUGUGUGAAUGUGAGCAAGAUGUUCAACCACUGGUAUGUGGGAGUGAAGUACUGGAACGUCCAGGGUGAGUGGAGGGUGUGGAUGAUGCAGGACAUUGUAGAUUUAACAUUCUUUGUCAAUGGGGAGAACAUUCCAGGAAAACCAGGAAUUUUGGCUAUAUGGAUGGGAAAGGUAGUGUGGGUGGAUGGUUGGAAUCGGGUUUGAAAAUGGCGCUGAAUUAUCAGAGAGUAUGGUGUAUCGCAGUGGUCCCCAACCUUUU